CCUGGCUGGCUGGCUGGUCGGCUCACCGACAUUCCCCAACAACUCCCCCAUUCAGUCCGUCGCCAUGAACAUAACCUGGACACCAAAUGGAUCAGAAACGCCUACAACUCUUCGAAACCUCAACCAGGUCGCAGCUCACUCUACAACUGAAUUGAAGUCAUGUCGUCAAGCUUUGGAAGAUGCCCAGAAAGUGUUGGAGAGCGCCUUCGAGAUCCAUGCAAUCCUCUUGCGAUUAGAGGAUGCAGCUCCUCGAUUCAGGCAUGACCGAGUAGAAGAUAACAUCAGAUCUAUUAUGCGUAUCUGGGACUCUUUCGAAGACUGGACUGGCGGGCAACUUUCUCGUCUCUGCUUACUUACAAAGCCGGACGUCGACCGCGUGGUUCGCGACACGAAUUUUCGAGAAGUUUUACGGAGUCGAUUAACUGCAAUGGCGGCGCCCCAGGGAUUUACUGCUAAAAUAAAGAAGUUCAAUACGGAUACUUCCUUCCUGGUUCAAAGAUUACAUGAGGCCAGGAAUCAAAGCACUUCCGUUGCUCAGAAACGAGGAAACCCAUUUGAUGAUGAUGCGAACUCGAAGCGCAGCUGCACGACAAAUACACUUGGAACCAGGAUGGAUGAGUUCUAUGUCCCUCCUCCGCUGAGCAGCGACGACAGAAAAGACGGUCGACUUCCACACAACGGGACUCGGGAAGCUCACAGUCAGGGCUUCUCGGAAGCGACACAGCAAGCUCAAUCAAUUCAGAUUCCAGUUGGCGAAAAUCUGUCGGCAUUUACACGUAAUGAGGCUGAUCAUUCGGACGAAGCAGACAUAUCUGACGAUUUCCUUGGUGUGAACGAAUCGCACGGUGCCAUCAAUGCUGAGAUCUAUGAUGACACAUGGGAUAAAUCCAUCCAGCUUCCCAACUUCAUGACUACUCUCUACAAAGAAUAGAGAGGCAGCAAAACGACGGUCGCACGUCCGUGUUCGCUUCCAAGCGUAUGGAGGUACCGACUUCCACCUCGAUAUUGGAAACUUUCGGCUCCCCAGAAAUGAUCUGGAUUGGUAUAAGUAUUAUCGCUCCGGAGGGUACGGGCAGAGUCGCAGGCUUCAAGAAUCGGAGGGCGCGUUCGGUUGGAUGCUGGGUAAGUUAGUUUUCUUAGCGUUUCUAGUACGAAGUCGUUGGUACCGAUAGUGGAAAGAGUUGUAGAAAUCGAGACCCGUAUUGUAUCAGCCCGGCGUCGUCGUUGCAUUGCUCAAAAUCUCCUCGAGGUUCGAAAGAUGUCUGGUCAAGCCACGUUGCAAGAUUCUUUAUUUCCUUCUUCGCCGUCUCUGGCAAUGGCUGCAAGGAUACAUGGCUAAUCGGUAGGCUCAUCGCUCCGCUGACCUGAAGAG
This is a messenger RNA of Trematosphaeria pertusa, 1372 nucleotides long. RefSeq lists its product as uncharacterized. NCBI's taxonomy places the organism in Eukaryota, Fungi, Ascomycota, Dothideomycetes, Pleosporales, Trematosphaeriaceae. The coding region runs from base 65 to 931 and encodes 288 amino acids. The record is from RefSeq and is a predicted model, not a curated record. The transcript has 4 exons.